Molecule: messenger RNA, 1870 nt
Organism: Sander lucioperca (pikeperch)
Lineage: Eukaryota; Metazoa; Chordata; Actinopteri; Perciformes; Percidae
Gene: txlng
Product: taxilin gamma
Exons: 11
Coding region: 134-1591 (485 amino acids)
Biological process (GO): regulation of cell cycle
Molecular function (GO): syntaxin binding
Source: RefSeq, a predicted model, not a curated record
UUCUUGGAGACGCUCGAUAAUAUUUUGAAAAGACAUAACCGGACGUUUUACUUGUUAUUGGACAGUCCCAGCUAGCUUGAUAACCGUGUCCUGCUUCCAUCCAGUGUAAAAACACAGCUUGUGAUCAGGACUAAUGGAGACAACGGGAGUUUGUGAGAUUGAUGUGGCGACCAGAAGAAUAGUGGGAGGCAGUGACUCUCCCCCCGACCUGGACAGCCCCUGCCAGGAGGAGGUUGCAGAGUUUGGUUUGGGGCUGUGCUGUGCCGAGGAGGAGAGGGGGGAGACUCCAGGCCGAGAGGACAGUCCCAGCGACCUGGGGGAGGCAGAGCUGGACCCCGGAGGAGACCUCAAGACUGGAGAGGACAAGGCUUUUGGGAAGGAGGUUGUUCUUUUGAUGCAGGCCCUGAACUCCCUAGCCACUCCUGAGGAGAAACUAGCCGCUUUGUGCAAGAAAUAUGCAGACCUGUUGGAGGAGAGCCGCUGCAUGCAGAAGCGUCUGAAAGCCCUGCAGAAGAAACAGUCUCAGAUCGUGAAGGAGAAGAUCCACCUGCAGGGGGAGCACAGCAAGGCCAUCCUGGCCCGCAGCAAGCUGGAGAGCCUCUGCAGGGAGCUGCAGAGACACAACAAGACACUGAAGGAGGAGAACUCCCAGCGGUCCCGGGAGUACGAGGAGCAGCGGAAGGAGGCCAUGCUGCACUUCCAGAUGACCCUGAGCGACAUCGAGGUGCAGAUGGAGCAGCACAGCUCCCACAACACCAAGCUGAGGCAGGAGAACAUGGAGCUGGCCGAGAAGCUCAAAAAGCUCAUCGAGCAGUACGAGCUCCGAGAGGAGCACAUAGACAAGGUGUUCAAGCACAAGGAGCUGCAGCAGCAGCUAAUGGACGCCAAGCUGCAGAGAAUCACCGAGAUGAUGAAAGAGGUCGAGGACAAGCAGCAGAGGGAGCGAGACUUUCUGCUGAAGGACGCCACAGAGUCCAGACGCAAGUGUGAGCUGAUGAAGGAGCAAGAAACGCAGCUCAAACAACAGCUCUCCCUGUACAUGGACAAGUUUGAGGAGUUUCAGAGCACGCUGGCCAAAAGCAACGAAGUCUUCACCACGUUCAGACAGGAGAUGGAGAAGAUGACCAAGAAGAUCAAGAAGCUGGAGAAGGAGACGACUCAGUGGAGGACCAAAUGGGAGAGCAACAACCAGGCGCUGCUGCAGAUGGCCGAGGAGAAAACUCUGCGCGACGGCCACUUCAAGGCCCUGCAGGGGAAGCUGGAGCUGCUGGAGAGGCUGUGCCGCGCCCUGCAGAAGGAGAGGAACGACCUCAACAACCAGCUCAGCCUCCUGCAGGAGCCGGGAGACGAGGGGAGCGCGGCGCUUCCUGAGGCCCAGCCGCCGGAGCCCUCUGCUGGGGAGGAGGAGGAGGAGGAGGAGGAGGAGGAGGGGGGCCUGGCACAGGCUGGCGAGCUGGAGGCGGAGGGCAUCCACCGAGCUCCCCGACCCCCCGAACUGGAGCCCACAGCGGCCGCCACUGACACAACCACUACUGUUGCUACGACGACGAGCAGCCAGCCCGCGGAAACGGCAGCCUCGCAGCAGGACUGAAGGAGCCCCCCCCCACACGGUGAGAAGGCUGUGACGGGAGGGGCUCCAACACACCUCCAUUCCAGUUCCAUUAACGGGGAUAGAUUUCUUUUCUUUAACUAUAGACUUGCCUCUCUGGGUUUUUCUACGCAGAAACUCAACCCAUAUCUCUCUCUUUUUUUCUUUCUUUUUGUUGUGUGCCGUUAGUAAAAGAGGAAUAACAUGAUUGUAUCAAGGAUUCUAUUCUAAAAUGUUGCCGGUGUUUACAUUGGUUGUAAUGAUUGGCUUUGUGGCAAGCAC